AUGGUGUCAGUCAUCCGCCGCAUGAAUGUAUUGAAGCGAAAGCUCUACAGCGUAAGACAUGGCCCCGGCGCCGCCCAGCUUCCGCCCGAGAUCUCCCGCCUGCACUUUGAGUUCCCCAUGACCAGGAGUCUAGCGGAGCUGGGACCAAGAAAAUUCUGGCGCCACUACCUCCCGCAACUAAAAUACCACAACCCCUCGGUGCCCAUGAUCCUGAACCGCUUCCCAGACACGCCCGAGCAGCCUAGGCCCGCGCUGCUGUCCAUAUACCUGCGCACACCCACCACGUCCACCACCGCCGCCGCCACCACCAGCUCCCGCAAGGCCUCCCAGCCGCAGCAGAUCGCAGACCUAAAGUCGGCGACCGACGGCUCCAGCCCGGCCCCGGCGCCGCUCGAGGACGAGACGGUUGUGACCAUCGACGCGACCAAGCUCAAAGCCAAGGCGAUCCUGAGGGAGCUGCUCGUCAAGACGGGAGCGAAGCCCGCUCCCGGACCGACGGCGCAGGAGCUGGCCGAAAAGGCCGAGCUGGACGCCCUCGAGGCCCAGGCCGAGGUCGACAGGCAGGUGCAGAUCAAGUUCAGGGAGCAGCAGCAGCUCGAAAAAGCCGCGCUCGACAAGGUGAAGCGCGAGGCGGCCGAGAUGAAGGCGGCGGCCAAGGAGAUGUAA
This is a messenger RNA of Pyricularia pennisetigena, 666 nucleotides long. RefSeq lists its product as uncharacterized. The transcript has 3 exons. The coding region runs from base 1 to 666 and encodes 221 amino acids. The record is from RefSeq and is a predicted model, not a curated record. Lineage: Eukaryota; Fungi; Ascomycota; Sordariomycetes; Magnaporthales; Pyriculariaceae. Gene Ontology annotation, cellular component: mitochondrion. Gene Ontology annotation, molecular function: structural constituent of ribosome.